AUGCCUAUGGGAAUCAACAACCCGCUGCCCUCGUCGAUGAGCUCGGAAUGUCGCAAGGCAGGCAAGAUUCUCGCGUCAUUCGUCGACCCACGGCAGGCCUUCGGUCCUGACAAGAUCAUACCUCCGCAAGUCCUCGCGCACGCAAAGGGCCUCGCGAUACUAUCAGUCUUCAAAGCCGGCUUCCUCGGCACCGUCCGCUUUGGCUCCGGCAUAGUCGUCGCGCGCCUGUCCGAUGGCUCAUGGUCUGCGCCCAGCGCAAUUGGGACCGCCGGCGGAGGUUUCGGCGGCCAACUCGGAUUCGAGCUCACGGACUUCGUCUUCAUCCUGAACAAUGCCGCCGCCGUGAAAACGUUCGCGCAGAUGGGCAGCAUACAGCUCGGCGGCAACGUAUCAAUCGCGGCAGGGCCUGUAGGCCGCAACGCGGAGGCCGCAGGCGCGGCGAGUCUGAAGAGCGUGGCGGGCGUGUUUGCCUACAGCAAGACCAAGGGCCUAUUCGCGGGCGUGUCGCUGGAAGGCUCUAUUAUUAUCGAACGCAGCGACGCGAACAAGAAGCUGUACGGCCGGCCCGUGACCGCAGUUCAACUACUCGAAGGCUCAGUACCUGUUCCUCCAGCCGCGGACGCUUUGAUGCGUGUUCUCAGCUCCCGCGCCUUCACCGGAGUAGGUGCUGGCGCGGACCCAGACGCAAUGUACAACGACGUACCCGUCUAUGAUGACAGGCACGAGGAUGUCGUAUGGCAAGGUCGAUCGGGAGCGGCUUAUGGCGAAGGCGUACGGUCAGAUCGAACAGGCGCGUCGGGAGAGGAUGGAUACGAGUACCGCGAUCGGCCGCAGCGCGCUUCUACCUGGGCCGACGACGUAUACGACCGUACGCCAGGCAGUGCAGGAGGUGUCAACCGCUCCUUCUCCACUCGCGCCAAUCCGAAUGAGACGUUUGACCGUCUCCAAGGCCGCACGCGCACAAGUAGCAACGUCGGGGAUGACUACGAGUACAGUGACAAACCUAAGCCAUCGCGGCCGACGGCGCCGAAGCCGGUUUUCAGACCGAAGGCAGCGAGUAUGAGUCAGAACCAGGCGGUUGCGAAGUUCACCUUCGACGCGGAUCAGCCAGGCGAUCUGGGGUUCAAGAAGGGUGAGAUCAUCACGAUCAUUAAGAGGACGGAGAAUCCGACGGAUUGGUGGACGGGGAGGAUCGGUGAUCGAGAAGGUGUCUUUCCGAGUAACUACGUGGAAACCGUUUGA
This is a messenger RNA of Coniosporium apollinis CBS 100218, 1242 nucleotides long. RefSeq lists its product as uncharacterized. The coding region runs from base 1 to 1242 and encodes 413 amino acids. Gene Ontology annotation, cellular component: actin cortical patch. The transcript is spliced from 3 exons. Gene Ontology annotation, molecular function: actin filament binding; phosphatidylinositol binding. NCBI's taxonomy places the organism in Eukaryota, Fungi, Ascomycota, Dothideomycetes. Gene Ontology annotation, biological process: actin cortical patch localization; actin filament bundle assembly. The record is from RefSeq and is a predicted model, not a curated record.